Molecule: messenger RNA, 8565 nt
Organism: Alligator sinensis (Chinese alligator)
Lineage: Eukaryota; Metazoa; Chordata; Crocodylia; Alligatoridae
Gene: ATMIN
Product: ATM interactor
Exons: 5
Coding region: 281-2521 (746 amino acids)
Biological process (GO): regulation of transcription by RNA polymerase II
Cellular component (GO): nucleus
Molecular function (GO): transcription cis-regulatory region binding; DNA-binding transcription factor activity, RNA polymerase II-specific
Source: RefSeq, a predicted model, not a curated record
UGCUGCCGUCGGUGAGCGAGCUGUCCCGCGCCGCGCGCACCAACAUCCUGUGCACCGUGCCCGGCUGCGCCAAGGUGCUGCGCAACAGCCCGGCCCUCAGCAUGCACCUCAGCAAGGCGCACCGCCUCCAGAAAUUAAGGACUCCCAGAGACUGACGGGCGCAGGCGGUUGUUACUCACCCGGCCCGCAGAAGCAGCGAAGUCGACGGCGUCGCCGCGCCACCGAGGGACGCGGCCAGCUGCGAUAAUGGCAGCUUUUGUCGGGGGACGAGCUCCCCGGGAUGUUCGGGGGAGCGCUCUUGCACGCGCCGCGCUUGCCGAGAGCGCGCCGGAGCGCCGCGACGCCGUUAUUUCACGAUGGAAAAAUGAAUGCAACAAUAAGAAAGGGUUUGAAAACUACACAGAAAUUGUACUGCUGUCCUAUUGAAGGCUGCCCUAGAGGACCAAUCAGGCCAUUUUCCCGGUUUUCACUUGUAAAACAGCACUUUAUGAAAAUGCAUGCUGAAAAGAAGCACAAAUGUGAUAAAUGUAGCAACUGCUAUGGCACAGAAUGGAACUUGAAACGACACGCAGAGGACUGUGGAAAGACUUUCCAGUGUACUUGUGGGUGCCCUUAUGCCAGCAGAACAGCAUUAUUGUCUCAUAUUUACAGAACUGGCCAUGAGAUCCCUGCAGAGCACAGGGAUCCGCCUAGUAAGAAAAGAAAAAUGGAAACUACAACGCAAAAUCAGCACUUGGCAGAGAAAGCAAAGGAAGCAUUUAUCAGUGCUCACGCCAAUCAUAAUGGCACUCCGGAACUGGAGACGUCCGAGGUGAAACUCAUGGCGUCCUUUGAAGGCUCCUGUAGUUCUAAUAUAAAUAAGCAGACGCUAUCCCAGCCAAAAUGUACGCCGAAGAUGCUUUUGCCAAAGCCCAAAGUGGCUUUGGUUAAACUUCCAGCAAUGCAGCUGGCUCACUUGCCUAUCUUUGUGUCAGCAGCAGACUCCUCUGUCAAACCUGUUGUGGUGGCUGUGGAUAAUCAAGGCUCGGUUAUGAGCACUUUUCACUUGUUACCUCAGUCCAUAGGAAUUCUGAUUCCAGCACUGGAGGCAGAAACGCUUGUGUGUAAAGAUGCCGUGCCCGUUUCGAAGGUGGCAGAUUCCGGUGAUGUUGAACCAGUUAGCACUGGUGUCCAAGUCAACUUGGGUAAAGUAACACCAAAUAAUCCAGGACAAGAGCUGGGAAAUGUCUGUCAAAAGAAUAAAAUCUCUUCAAUAAAUGUGCAGACAGACUUAUCUUACAUUUCGCAGAACUUUGUGCCAGCUGCAGCCUGGACUUCUGAUUCUUCUGUCUCGUCUUGCUCUCAGACAGACCUGUCGUUCAGUUCCGAGGUCUCAUUACCAAUUAGCGUUCAGACUCAGACACUGCUACCCACCUCCAAACUGACUUCAUCCAUAGCUGCUCAGACAGAUGCCUUUGAGCAGGCUUGUUUCCAGUCCUGUGGUGUUUCUAGAGAGACUCAAACCAGUGGAACACAGGACUCUAUUGAUGGGAGAGUGCAUAUAGACCAGGCUGUAAUGUGCAGCGACAUUUUUGACAAUGUACAUUCAUCGUAUGAUGUUUCCACACAGAUUGGAUUCUCAGAAAACAAUCUAAUGCCUACAACGAUGCAUCAAAACUUGUUGCAAAGAAGCAGCUGCAAGAGCCUGAGUCAGGAUGCAAUAAAAUCUGAACCCAUUAUCAACUUCAAUACGCAGACUAACAUGCUUCCACAGCAAAAUAUGAUGGAUAAUCAAACCCAGACGAUGGACUUAUUAAAUGACCUGGAAAACAUCUUCUCGGGUAGCAUGUCUGGCCAAACGUUGGAUAAUCGUGGUCUCUUGUCUGACUCUAGUUCUAGUGCUGACACGCCCCUGCCACCAGCCCCAACACAGAGCACAGGGAUAGACUUCGACAUUGAAGAGUUCUUUUCGGCAUCCAAUAUCCAAACUCAGACUGAGGAGAGUGAACUUGGGAAUCUGAAUUCUGAGCCAGUUUUGGAAUCUCUGGAUAUUGAAACCCAGACUGAUUUCUUAUUUUCAGAUAGUGCCACUCAAUCCUACAGCUGCCGAGGAAAUUCUAACUUCUUAGGCUUGGAGAUGUUUGAUACACAGACACAAACGGACUUAAAUUUUUUUUUAGACAAUAGCACACAUCUGCCUUUGGGAAGUUUACUAAAACAGUCCAGCUUUUCCAUGAGCACCGACUCCUCUGAUACAGAAACCCAGACAGAGGUACCUGCUGCUGCUGCUAAAGAUAUACCUGGUCAAAAUCUAGAAUCCAAAGUCCAGCUGAAUAGUGCUGAAACACAGACUAUGGAUAGCUCCUUUGAGACUCUUGGGAACUUAUUCCUUACCAGCAAUGAGACACAGACAGCUAUGGAUGACUUUCUUCUGGCUGACUUGGCGUGGAAUACAAUGGAGUCACAGUUCAGUUCUGUAGAAACACAGACUUGUGCAGAACUGUGUUCCUUUUUUCAAACGUCUGACAAACCAAGCCAUUGAGUGCUACUUACUAAAAUUACUUUCCUUGUGGUUUGAAAUUUAAGUUAUUGGGGGUGAGGGGUUUUGGGGAGAGACAGGACCGACCAAGUUACCCACAUCGAACUGCUGAAUGUAGUUGACCGUAUGCAGUUGGCCUAAAAGCCUUUUCAUCCUCUUGCAAGGUACUUUAACUGUGUAUAUGUAAUUUCAAUAUAAACUGUGUGCGCAUAGAUGUGUAUGUGUUUGUAACUUGUAAUGUAAGUUUGGACCUUUAAAAUGAACUUGGUCAUGGUGCCUUCCUUGCUCUAACUCUGUUCCAAAGCUUUGUCACCCUUUCCAUUUUAAACCUGAACUUAGGCUUUACUUCUGUCUAUACCAGCUUUAUUUCUGGCUUAAAUGUAGGUUUCCAAAGUCUUGGACCAGAAGCCGACCUGUCUAAUUUUUGACACUGCCCCCUCUGCCCCACACCUUGACCUCUGUUUGGAAAUGUUUUUUGGCAUAAUUUUCGGUUUUGUUUUUAAAAAGACUUGUUUGGCAAGGUUUACCAAUCCUCACUAACAGAUCCCUAACCUCUCUCUCUCUUUCUUUCUCUCUCUCUCUCUCUCUCUCAUGAUGAUGUUGCUGUGUACUACUGUAACUAUGUAUUUUGGGUAUUCCAAAGGAAGGCAUUUGUUUGAACUAGUAAUAUGUCUUGUAAGAAACAUAAAGCAAGGAAAUGCCUAACAUUCAAAUGUCUGGGUGAAAGAUGAGAACACUAGGAUACACUGAAAUUUAUUUACCGGUUUCUCCACUUUUUGCUUAUUUGCAGAAAGAUACAGUGGUUAUACUAUGACCUAACCUUACCAAAGAUGUUAGGAACUGUUAAUCUUGAGACUAUUAAAACCUCUAAAGAUACUUUUUGGACUAGAUUCCUACCCUUGGGUCCUGUACUUCCAGAGCAAGACCAGCUGUAGCUCCUAAAGCUAAGAGUUUUUGGGUCUGUUGGCUUCCCCAUCUAGCAACAGAUCUGUUUUGCCUAUACUGGACACAACAGCUCCUUAUCCCCCAGCUUUCACUGGAAAAUUCAGUUGAUAAUUAAAUCAUGUUCUCAGGAGUAUUUUGUACAUCCUUUUCCCCUAACUUUCAGCUCUGAUUUUCUUUUGAUGUUUCCUGGAUGUCAUAAAUGUAUUUGGUAGCAUCCAGUUCUGUCCUGGAGAUCAGUCAGAAAAGCUAAUUCCAGCUAUGUUUGGCCUUAAAACCCUUCCUUGGUCCAUCACCACCUAUCGCCAGUUUGUGUCAUUUAUGCUGUUGACCUUCAGAGGUGAACUGUCAUUCUCCUGUCUCUUUUGGUAGGACCUCCUAGAGCUGCUGGUCUGUGGCUUGAGUUCAGUGUAGCUGUAGGAUGUAGAUGCAAGUGAUCUCACUAAUAGGGAAUCGGUUUGCCUCAGUACGCUGGCAGAGUCUGUUGCCGUGGUGGUGGUAGAGCUUUGCCCAGUGGAGUUUGUAAAGCAGGGCCUGGAUGACAUUGGCAUGAAAGUGCAAGUGAUUUCUAAUCCCAGCUGUCAGAAUUUGAUGCACUGUUGGAGUUUGAUAAUGGUACAAGUCUUACAAGAUACCUUCAGGCAUUGCUGCAGUAUUCUUCACCAGUGCAUCCAAGUCAUGGGCUCUGUUUGCUACUCGGUCCCAGGCCUGAAUCCCAACGUGCUCGGUCAGCUCGAAGUGGAAGGUUUAAUGCAUUUGACCAGCACGUCUAAUAUGUUUGAGGGGAUUUUGAGCACUGCUAUGUUUACACUAAAGUUCAGUUCCCCAACAACCUGGGUGCCAGGUACGGGGUUGAUUGAAACACAUCUGUAUUUCCCAGCUCUUUCUAGUGCGCAAGAUGGGUACUCAUCCUGUAGUAUCAACAGCAGUGCUGAGGAUGGCCGCCUUUGUGAUUGAGUGCCUCUUGUUGGCUGUUUUGUCCUGAGGCAUCUUUAUCCCCAACUGACUAUAUUGGCAUCUCUAAGGAAGCAGUUAGGUUUGCGCAGAUUCUUGCAAAGUACUUACAGUUGGCAAAUUGUGUUAUUUUCUAGAGGUGGAAUGGACCUACCUUAGAAGUUGGGGUAUUGUGAGAGAGUGCUGGUUCCCGGCAACUCUUUGCUUUAGAAGUUCAGGCUGUUUUGGUGGCUGAGAAUCCAAGAGUAGGAAUCAGUCAGACAUAUUCAAAAAGCAUAUUUGCAGUAGGCUUUCCAGUGCUAGUCACCUAACCAGAAUAGCUUUCACCUUUGGUUUAGAUCUCAGAAUGAAUCUCUGUAAAAAUCUUCACGAAGGAGUGAAUUGUACACGAUUACAAAUGACUGUGGCCUUUGGGAAACAACCAACACCCUUUUUCAGCAGAAAUGAGUUUACUGUGCCUGUUACUGUGAACAGCUAGCUGAUGCAUUUCUCUAAAAUAUGUAGUUACCGAACACAAUAUUUCGGUAGAAGUUCUGAGUUCAGCAAACAAACAAAAAAAUACCCCUUUUUCUAAUUUCCCCCGGCUUAAAAUCUGAUAUGUUGGUAUCAAGUGAUAUGAAUUAAGUGCAAUUUUACAAUAUUUAAUAAAUGUGCCCUGUGUUUAAAGAAUAGUGCUUGCUUUAGUUCCAAAGUUACCUACAUCCUUCAAAUCUGGUGCAGGAAGCUUGCAUCAGAAAUAAUUAUGAAAAUAAGGUUGGGGAAACACUAAAGCAAUGGAUCCCACAUCGUGUGUCUUCUAUUUGGUGUUCAGUCAUAGAUAUUUGUAUUGCAGUAACAUGUGCAGACGAUAACUAGAUUGGUUAUUGUACUAUGCACUGAAUAAGCGCAUCAAAUGGUUUGUAAUGUUGAGUUAUAAAAAAAACUUAACAUUACUCUUCCAGUAGUUUGACUGGUGACUGCAACUGUCCUUUGGUCCAGUUUGUUGCUGGCUUUUAAGGCAACCCCAACAUAUUGUAGGUGUCAAGUUGCAGGUUGGUCGCGUCUCUUUGCCACAGCUCUAUCACAUAAUUUAGACGGCAGUAAUGGACCAACUAGCAAAUAGAGGAGUGGCUUUUGUUUGUUUUCUUUAUUUUCAAAAAUGAAUGAUUCCCUGUAGUGUCUUGGUACUGACUUUUGAUUUUUUUUCUCCAAGUGGUCUUUGGCAUUAAUGCAUGGACCUUUAUGAUCCCAUUUUUGUUACCUUGCAAGCAUUAGCUUUUAUUCCUCCUCUUCCUGGACACUCACUUGAUAACACUAAUCUUGUACUCCAGGACCAGUUUCCAUGUGGGAAAAAUCUUAAUGUAGGAUUAGGAUUCGCCCUGCUUCUUGGUGGCGGUCAUAGCCUGAUUCUUUGGAGAACAGUGGGAAAACCUGUAAUGCUCCCAGAGCCUGAUCAAAAUCAUUGAAGUUUACAGGAGUCUUCUCUUGACUUCAGUGGAUCAAACCUUAAUCAAUUCCAAGUAUCUUAGAUAUGGAAGUGUCCAAAUCUGUAAUGGCUGCAGGCUGUAAAAUUGGAAAUUUUUCCAUGCACCUAGCCUGUAAAGUGCCACACUGAUUAACGUUCAUCUACAUUAGCUGUUGGCAUGCAAAUAUAAUGCAGGCAAUUGCAUACAUUAAUUUAAAACCCUGGGCUCUGCUUCCAAGGGAGAAUACUGGCACAUAUAAAAGUUAAACAAAUUCCACGUCCAUCUAGAACAUUUUGAAUAAUAACUGCACCUAAGCAAGUUUGGAGGACAGCCUCAUACUUUAUAGUUCAUAAAAAAUAUUAAGCACAAAGAGAUGAAGAACUUGACAUCCAGGUGUCUUGCGUUUGUUAGUGUCGAUGUUUCAUACCAAGCACUGAUCACAGUAUAAACAGACUUAUAGCCAUUGAGAGAUGCAAGCGUCCACAUCCAAUUUCACUUCUGCUCUUGUAAAUACUUGAGUUGUUAGUAUAUAAAAAGCACUGUUUUCAGUGCAAGAAAGUGCACCCCUCGCCCAGCCCAGUAGAAAUUGGGUGUCUUGAAUAAAAGACUGUUAUGUGUGCAUUAGUGUACACUAAAGUAAAGCAGUUAGUGGCUAAGAAGAAAACACGGGCAUUUUCUUCCCAGGUGUUUGAAUCCUCAAGCAAAAACACUUCUACAAAGCUUGAUCUGAAGCAUGCAAACUUGGUCUGUAAAACUGGUUGUGGAGAACCUGUUCAAGCUAUGAAUAACUCAGGACCCACACCUAUGAUUUCCCAACACUAUUUUUUUGUCAUACUUCCCUGAAAAGCUUACUCCCAGGUAUACCUUUGCCAUGUCUCUUUAAAAGCAAAAGGCUAAAUUCUGUCCUGUUAAUACGCAUGUCAAAAAAACAAAGACAACAGAGGAGACUUCUAAAGAAAUAAAGUUGAUAGCUCUUUGCUAUUUUAGACCUAGUUCCUGGCACUUAUGCCUGUGUCUAAAAUAAGGAAUGUGAAUAAUAUUCAUAUUUUCAACUUCAAAAAAUACGGAACCAUUGGCAGGAUGGAGGCCCCCACUUGGUGCUUUAUAGGAUUAAAAAUGUAAUGUACCUACUACCUGGAUAAGGUGGUGUGAUUACUACAGUUACACACUCGUUCAGUUUAUGUUCUCAACAUAAAAGCAAAUAUCUGAUUUUAAAAUUGAUCACUAGUCUGUAACCGUGUUUUAAAUUGCCUGUUACGGUGGGGAAAGUCAUUCUCUACUCUGCUUUUAAUCUGUUUUGGGCUGCUCUGUUUGACAACGCCAUCUUCACUUAUCAGCUUUUGUUGUUCCAAAUUACUUUACACCAAAAAUUUCACUUAUGAUAGUGAGCCUUGUUGUUUUUCACAUUUUGUAAUUUUUGUUUUAAAAUGCGGCCGUGCUUGUGUUUCUGAGGUAUAACAAAGUUACUGCAAAUAGGCUUCCAUUGAUAACUCUUUAAACACUAUGUGGUAAUGAUUUUUUUAUUUUAUAUUUGCUUGUCUGGAAUUUUUUUGUCAGUGCAUGGUGCAGUUACAUGAGUUUUGUAAAUUGUUCUCAAACUUCUGAAGACUUUUAUUUUAUAUCAGUUGAUGUGAAUUAGUCUAGAUGCUUGAGUGACAAAAUUCAAUGGAAGGAUUUGCCAGCCUACAGCUACACUGAGUACUCUUAUUUAAAUGCCAUUGCUGUGCAAUGAAUAGAAUCAUAAAGCCAGAUAGUUCAACUGGGCAUUGCCUUGCAAUCAAGUUAAUACCAUGGUGGUGUCUGCGUGCAUGACUACUGCUUCAUGAAAAAUUUGAAUUGGACUGUCUGAAAUGCUAGCAAUCCCUAAAUGAGUUUCUUCUGCUUUAAGAGAUCAGAAACUUUUUAGCUCCUUCUGAUUCACGAUCUUCUAAAGUUGCCUUUUAUACUGGCUUCUAAGCAGUGUCUGCUGCCUAACUACUGACAGAAAACACUAGAUGACUCCCAUGUGUUGUUAAUGUUUCUGCAGUGGCCUUCCUUCAUUUCAGAGUGGGUGACUUAGUGCAUGCAUGAUGCUUCAAGUACUCGCAGAGCUGACUACUCAACGCAUGUAUUUGCAAGUGCACAUAUGGGAAACAGGCUCAGCCUGCUGGAAAAUAUGGCGCAUAUUCUAGUUAUGGAGCAUUUACCCGAUAAUGUUCCAGUUAAGUAUUCGAAAUGGGUAAGUACUAAAUCCCAAAAGUGCAUCUUUCCUACAGCAUGUUGAAACACACUUCAAAUACAGUUGGCAAAUGUCAUCAGAAAUGUCUUAUUCCAUCACAGUAGGACUCUUCAACUUCUAAUGGACAGACUGUUUUCAAGGGGUUUUUCUGUUUGUCGUCUUUUUUUAUUUUAGCCAGUAAACUUGCAACGAAAGUCAGAAAUAAGCUUUUUUUUGUUUGUUUGUUUUAUAUACAACUUACAAGUGACAAUCCAAAGAAGGAGUGUUGUCUUAGUAAUAGUUGUGAAAUGUUUCAUAUGCUAAUGCAUGCAAAGAGAACCCUGUGCCAAAAGAUUUUUUUCAUGUCUCUCAUUACUCUCUGAAGGAAGCUGGAGUGUUACAUAAAGCUACAACUUAUUCACAACAGUGUUGAAACAUUUUUGUUCAAUGAAGUCCUUAAGUACUUCUGUAAAUUAUGCAUAUUUUGGAAUAAACUUUAUUUCAGUCUG